UCUUCUGCGCAAGCGCCACCCGAAAGGAGAGCUGUCGAGGUCGAAUUUAGUUUUGGUCAAACAUAAGGCAAAAUGCCUUCAGACUUUGAUAAAGGAGCGUACCCGGAGCCUCCUCGGCAGACUCCGGUUGUGGACAAACAGACAGCACUGCCAAACCCAGCCCUGAUUCUAUCUAAACUCUUCUAUUACUCCGUGGACCUGCCUGUCACCACAUUUAGAGAUGCUGUCGACAGCAUUCGGAGUAAAAACAAGUCCGUCUACUACCACCAGAAGUUCCGCCGUGUUCCUGACCUGACUGAGUGCCAGGAGGGAGAUUAUGUCUGCUACUAUGAGGCUGAGAUGCAGUGGAGGAGAGACUACAAAGUGGACCAGGAGAUUGUGAAGGUAGUCCAGGAGCGUAUGAGGGCCUGCCAGCAGAGAGAAGGAGCCAGCUACCACCAGAACUGUGCCAAGGAAAUCCAGCAGUUCAACGAGGUGACCAAGAACUUCCAGUUACGCUAUGGAGACCUGGGAGCGUACGCCAGUGGGAGGAAAUGUCUAAUGAAGCAAAGAGAACGGAUGAUGGCUGCUGAGUCCCAGAGUGCUUAAGAACAGUUCACCAUUAUCUGUCCUGUGUAAUAAAUGUAAAAUAAAAUGUAUGUGAUAAUUCA
Messenger RNA from Micropterus dolomieu (smallmouth bass), 650 nucleotides. RefSeq names its product NADH:ubiquinone oxidoreductase subunit B10 (gene ndufb10). The record is from RefSeq and is a predicted model, not a curated record. Lineage: Eukaryota; Metazoa; Chordata; Actinopteri; Centrarchiformes; Centrarchidae. The transcript has 4 exons. The coding region runs from base 73 to 588 and encodes 171 amino acids.